UAUCUCCGGCAAUAUUAUAUUUCUCCCAUUUCUUGAACCGCAACCUGCGCACGUCAACGUAGGCCUUCAUUAUCCAGUACCACGAUACCCCAACCAUGGUCGAAGUCCGCACCUACGCACUGAAACCCACCUCCCUCAUCCCUAACUCUCCACACGUCCUCAUCCAUUACCCCGGACUCUUCUUGGAAAAGGUAUCUAAACCUGAUUUCAAUUGCACACAACUCUAUGAUCUCUACAAGUCGAAUGGCUGGGAGUCGCAAUGGGUCGCGCGCUACGGACCUACACAGACCUCGCACUAUCACUCUGGCGCCCACGAGGCUAUGACGGUGAUUUCAGGCGAAGGCGCAACGAUCCGGUUCGGUGUCGCGGAUACCUCCGACGACGCAGAGGCGCACACUCACGGAAACGGCCACGAAGACGGCGGAAUAUGGAUCGAAGCGAAGAAAGGCGAUGUUUUCAUUCUUCCCGCAGGGGUUGCGCACAAGACAUACGAUCCGCGGCCUGGGCCGGUGGAGUUUGCAUUCUUCCAGUGUAAGGAUGAGAACGGGAAUGUCAUUCGGGAUGAGCAGAAUGCAAGAGCGUUUUUCGAGGGCAUCACGAUUGGGAAGAAUUUCCAGAUGAUGGGAAGUUAUCCAUUUGGAAAUGAGUGGGAUUUCGCUGUUGGUGGAGACCACAAGGGGAGGGAGAGGUUGGUGUGGGAUGUGCCCGUGCCGGAGAGGGAUCCGGUGUUGGGGACGAGGAGGGAGGGGAUGUGUGGGUUGUGGCACCAGCGUUCGGCAAUAAGUAAGCUUUGAGAUGGGCACUGGUCAAGUAAGCGUCCUCAAGAAUUGGCUGCCCGCACGUGUUGCUGAUGGUGGUCUGUGGGCCUGAUAGUGGUGAGGCUCGGUAAGAAUUGGCUGACGUUCGAUGGUCACACUUCACUGGCUGACGGCCCACUUAUCGUAAGGUCACUGGCUAGGCUAUAUGGGUCCAAAAAGAGGGCAGAAGAGCUAUUCCAUAUGUAAAAUUUACCUCAGAGACAGUAUUUUGGUGUAGUCUG
Messenger RNA from Paraphaeosphaeria sporulosa, 1039 nucleotides. RefSeq lists its product as uncharacterized. The transcript has a single exon. Bases 96 to 794 code for a protein of 232 amino acids. The record is from RefSeq and is a predicted model, not a curated record. Lineage: Eukaryota; Fungi; Ascomycota; Dothideomycetes; Pleosporales; Didymosphaeriaceae.